AUGGAUAUCACACUAUUGACUGCCUGCGCUCAAGCAAUCGGCGAUGUGACAGCUACAGCACGCGUGCCUCGUACUCAGAAUACAACUCUGAUGGAAGCGUAUGCAAUAUUAAAGGUCGGCAAGGGAUCCGCCAGCUCUAAGCCUGCUAAGCCUGUUGAGGUUCCUGAGGUUACUGGGGACGCUGGUCCGUCUGGUACUGAGCCUGCCGUUGAAGCUGUAGUGGAAGCCGUUGAAGCUGUAGAGGAAGCCGUUUCUGAGAUUGGUUCUGAGGCUCUGAUUUCGUCAUUUGAUCGUCUUGAGACCUUCCUUGUUGACCUUGGCUAA
Sphaeroforma arctica JP610 is the source of this 324-nucleotide messenger RNA. RefSeq lists its product as hypothetical. The transcript has 2 exons. The record is from RefSeq and is a predicted model, not a curated record. The coding region runs from base 1 to 324 and encodes 107 amino acids. Lineage: Eukaryota; Ichthyosporea; Ichthyophonida.